This is a messenger RNA of Mesorhabditis spiculigera, 1467 nucleotides long. The record is from the annotation of a GenBank genome assembly. Lineage: Eukaryota; Metazoa; Nematoda; Chromadorea; Rhabditida; Rhabditidae.
AUGCUGGUUCUCUUUGAGACCCCAGCCGGCUACUCGCUCUUCAAGCUCCUCGACGAGAAGAAGAUCAAGAAUGUGGACAACAUCUGGGACGAGUUCAGCACGGCUUCAAAGGCACAGGACAAUCUGCAACUGAUGGCCUUCAAGAAGUUCAAGACCACCACCGAAGCCACCGAAUCGAUCGCCAGCCUGCAGGACGGCAAGCUCAGCAAGACGCUGAAGAAGUUCAUCAAGUCGAAGUGCGACGGAAGUGAGAAGUUGGCUGUCGCGGACGCCAAACUGGGAAACCUGCUCAAGGAGUCGCUCGAGAUUCCGUGCGUGCACAACAGCGCCAUCUCGGAGCUGCUGCGCGGGAUCCGUGCCCACAGCGACUCGCUGCUCGGCGAGCACAAGGCCGAACUGGCCGCGAUGAACCUGGCCGUGUCCCAUUCGCUCGGACGGUACAAGGUCAAGUUCAACCCGGAGAAGAUUGACACCAUGAUCGUCCAGGCCGUCUCGCUGCUCGACGAUCUUGACAAGGAGCUGAACAACUACGUGAUGCGGUGCCGCGAGUGGUACGGAUGGCAUUUCCCCGAGCUCGGAAAGAUCCUCCCCGACCACCAGGCUUUUGCCAAGGUUGUGAAAGCCAUCGGAAUGCGCCAGAAGGCCAUCGACACUGAUCUCUCGUCUAUUUUGCCCGAGGAGCUGGAGGCCCGCGUCAAGGAGGAGGCCGAGAUCAGCAUGGGCACGGACAUCUCCGACAUUGAUCUGCUGCACAUCAGCCAACUCUGCGACCAAGUCAUCGAACUCACCGAAUACCGGACGCAGCUGUUCGACUACUUGAAGAACCGAAUGGCGGCACUGGCCCCGAAUCUGACGGCUCUGCUCGGCGAGCUCGUCGGUGCCCGACUGAUCUCACACGCCGGCUCGCUCGUCUCCCUCGCCAAGUACCCGGCAUCAACAGUACAAAUCCUCGGCGCCGAGAAGGCCCUCUUCCGCGCGCUGAAGACGAAGAAGGACACGCCAAAGUACGGCCUCCUCUACCACGCACAGCUCAUCUCCCAGGCCCCGGCCAAGUGCAAGGGAAAGAUGGCCAGAAAAUUGGCUGGCAAGGUCUCGCUUUCCUCCAGGAUUGACGCGCUGGCCGACGACCAGAAGGGCGCUGAAAUCGGUAUCGAGAGCCGUGCCCUUCUUGAGAGCGUUCUACGCAGCGAACAGGAACGGGGACCCAAGCGCGUCAGCAACUCGGCGCACAAGCACGAGAAGUAUCAUUUCAAGAGUGAAACAUACGGGUACGACGAGUCGGCCGACAACACGGCGAAGAACCAGAAGCGGAAGUUUGAAGAAGAGGAUGAGAAGCCAGCGAAGAAGCCAAAGGUGGAAGUUGUGGAGGAGAACGAGGACGCCGAGAUGGAAGAUGUAUCGGAGAAGAAGAAGAAAAAGAAGGAUAAGAAGAAAUCGAAGGUGGAAGAAGAGGAAGAGGAGGAAGAA